GCGCGCACGCCACGUGCGGUCAUUAAGGUUCAUUAUUCAUUAACUUCAUUAUCAUUAUUCAUUAAUUUCAUUAUAAUAUCAUAAUCCGUUAAUUCAAGACUUCAUACGCGAUGGCACUUUUCGUAGUAAUCGUCCUUUUGAGCGUCAGCCAAACGUUUGGCGCCAAUUUUUUUGAAGAUGUGGCCACACCGAAGCCCAAGAAGGUGCUCGACACCAUCAUGAACCCAGCCUACAUCCCGGGGGAAGAAAAACACGCGUCAUACUGGCGGAGCAGCGCCGCUGCCACCAUCCAAGACAAACUUAACCAAAAGAUCAAUACUAAUAGGGCCAAGAAUGGCAUAUUCUUCAUUGGAGACGGCAUGUCUCUGGCUACCAUCAUGGCCGCCAGGACGUUCGCGGGGCAGCUGGAGAGGGAGGUGGGGGAGGAUAAUACCCUGUCUUUCGAGAAGUUUCCUGUCAGCGGGCUGGCUCGGACGUACUGCCUCGACGCGCAAGUCCCGGACUCGGCGUGCACAGCCACCUCCUACCUCACCGGAGUGAAGACCAAGUACGGGACCAUCGGGCUGGACGGGAACGUGACUCGCGGCGCCUGCAGCUCGCAGCUGCACCAGGGCAACCUCGUGUCUUCGAUCGGACAGUGGGCCUUGGACGCGGGACUUGAUGCUGGUCUAGUGACAACCACGCGAGUGACGCACGCGUCCCCAGCCGGCAUGUACGCUCACUCCUCCGAGAGGAACUGGGAGGCGGACUCCGACGUGCCCCAGGAGUGCCUGGACCUCGGCUGCAAGGAUAUUGCGUACCAGCUUGUGAAGGAGAAGCCUGGGAACAUGUAUAAGGUGAUAAUGGGUGGUGGAAGACGCGAGUUCACUCCGAACAUCACCAACGCUCAGUUCAAGAGUGGGGGCAAGAGGCUAGACAACCUAGACCUGACUGAAGCCUGGCACGCUGACAAAAUGGAGAAGAACGCCACCCAUCAGUAUGUCACUGACAGGAAUGAGCUGAUGAAGGUGUUCAACGCGGAAGAGCUUCCGGAAUACCUGCUGGGUCUUUUCAACGAUGACCACAUGGCGUACCACCUGCAGGCCAGAGACCAGCCCACUCUGGAGGAGAUGGUGGAAGUUGCCAUCAAGAUGCUGAGCAGGAACCCUAAAGGAUACUUCUUGUUUGUUGAAGGUGGCCGCAUCGACCACGCGCACCACGACAGCCUGGCGCAUCUCGCUUUAGACGAAACAGUUGAAUACGCGAAAGCUGUCGAAAAAGCGAAGUGUUUGACCAGUCGGGAGGACACCCUCAUUGUCGUGAGCUCUGACCACGCCCACACCAUGACCGUAGCAGGAUAUCCCUCCAGAGGGAAUGAUAUCCUCGGAACUGUGGACACGGCUCUGGGAUCCGAUGACAUUCCGUACACGACCAUCAGUUACGCUAACGGAAAGGGGCAGUCGGUUGGAGCUGACGGCAAGAGAAUCGAUGUCACGAAGAGCCAAUCGUUUUUGACAAGAAGCCUAGACUACGAGUACCCAGGUAUGGUGCCCAUGGAUUCAGAGACGCAUGGUGGUGAAGAUGUGGCGGUCUACGCCCUAGGACCCUGGCAGCAUCUGUUCACAGCCAGCUAUGAACAGAAUGUGGUACCGCAUCUAAUAGCCUAUGCCAUGUGCAUAGGAAACGAGAAAGACGAGCACUGUAAACCGAAGAGUGGUGGAUUUUGGUCCCCGAACAGUUCUAGUAAUAAGGCCAGUAGUUUUAGUUUUAUUUGUGUGGCUGUGAUUGUUUCGUAUCUGAGACGCUUAUUAUAGUUUUAGUUUAGGUUACCUGUGUUAAAUUGUAAAUAUUAUUAAUAAAUAAAUCGAAUUGCAGGUAUUUUUCCGGCGGACUAAACUUUGUUGAAAAAUCUGAUGAUUAUUUGCUGGGCGUGUUGUCAUACAUAACUGUUGUGAUAGCGGGUGCCUUUCCACCAAGGAUGUGCUAAACUAAGGAACUUGUUUACAGUAUCUUAGGUAUGCUAUGCUGCUGCCAGUUCGGUGUUCACAUGUGCUAACCAAACUGGCAGUGUUAUGCACCCCGCGCUAUAUUCUGAUUAUACCUACCAAAUAGAAUAGCAAGACAAGCGAUAGAUCGAGUGCUCGGCCUAGGAUACUGUCUCAUCACUCAGUGUGUAGGUGUCAUCAGGGUAUAAAAUGUGGCACGCCGCAUCCACAACCCCCAGCAAGCACGCAUUAUCAAAAAUAAUAGCACAUUUUUUUAAUGAGUUAUCUCUUCCUAGAGAUUGUUUUUACCAGUGCACAAUCAUGAGUUCAUUAGUGGGAUAUUAUUAUUUGUAAAUCAAAUUUAUCAAUAGCAACCUUAGCACAACACACAUUUUUGGUGGAAAUGCACCCUAUCUGAUUAGUCGCACAUUUUCCAAGGUUUGUAAUUAUACCAUAAAAAUGUGAUUUGCAAAUUGUGAUAAGUACGUCUUAAUUUGUUUGUAAGUAUUACUAUUCCUAUUUAAAUUAAGUGAUAGAGUAAAUUAAAUCAAUCUUGAAUAGGUGCUGAUUUACCAAGUAUGCAUUUAUAUUAAAACUAUUUAUUAUUACUG
Messenger RNA from Plutella xylostella (diamondback moth), 2575 nucleotides. Its product is annotated as membrane-bound alkaline phosphatase. Gene Ontology annotation, biological process: dephosphorylation. Lineage: Eukaryota; Metazoa; Arthropoda; Insecta; Lepidoptera; Plutellidae. Gene Ontology annotation, molecular function: alkaline phosphatase activity. The record is from RefSeq and is a predicted model, not a curated record.